Messenger RNA from Oncorhynchus mykiss (rainbow trout), 1573 nucleotides. The record is from RefSeq and is a predicted model, not a curated record. NCBI's taxonomy places the organism in Eukaryota, Metazoa, Chordata, Actinopteri, Salmoniformes, Salmonidae.
UUUCCUCAGACACUCUCUAGUCACUGCCUGAAGCAGUAAUCGGACAACUGUCGUUCUCACUCUGACUCGGUCUCUUGAGAUCCCAGCUAUAUAGUGUGCGUAUCGGAGCUCCGUGGGGUUUCUAACACUUGAAAUGAAAAGGAAAAAGAUGUGUUGUAGCCGGUAAUUUGUUGCGUCACAGGUUCUACCAACUCUCGAAAGAACUCGUUUUUGAUGAAGUUUCUCCGUUGUCUCUGGACUGGACAGACUUGGCUGUAGAAGAUUAUAACGUACAUUUAAAGGAACGGGACACCAGCCGGAGCACAGGGAUUCCACCGUAGUUGGAGUCUAUGGACAUGCAGGAUCUAGCCAGUCCGCACAGCUGUGUAAGUGGAAGCAGUGAAUCUCCUAAUGGUCCCAGACUCGACAACUCCCAUAUCAAUACCAAUUCCAUGACCCCCAAUGGCACUGAAGGUGAUAGCAUCACAAUGCUCACCACAGCUGACUGGUUGUUAGGCUCUAGCUCACAGGCUGCAGUUAAAACAGAACCUAUGAGCAGCAGUGACAUCACCACCCCAGUAGCCGACGUCUCCCUUGACAGCUUUUCAGGAUCAGUUAUUGGAACCAGUGGCUUCAGCCCAAGACAAACACAGCAGUUCUCCUCGCAGAUUUACCCUUCCAACAGACCGUAUCCACAUAUUCUCCCUACUCCUUCAUCCCAAAAUAUGUCUGCGUACGGUCAGACACAGUACACCACAGGAAUGCAGCAGGCCGCAGCCUAUGCUAGCUACCCCCAGCCUGGACAACCCUACGGGAUCCCUGCCUAUGGCAUAAAGACAGAGGGGGGCCUGAGCCAGUCCCAAUCCCCAGGACAGACAGGCUUCCUCAGCUACAGCUCAGGAUUCACCACCCCUCAGACGGGCCAGGCUCCAUACAGCUAUCAAAUGCAAGGUGGCACGUUCACAACCACGUCAGGACUGUACGCAGGAAGCAACGCCCUCACGAACUCAACCGGCUUCAACAGUACACAGCAGGACUACCCGAGCUACCCAGCGUUCGGCCAGGGCCAGUACUCCCAGUAUUACAACAGUUCUCCCUACACCUCCCCCUAUAUGACCAGCAACAACACCAGUCCCACCACCCCCUCCACCACAGCCACCUACACCCUCCAGGAGCCCCCCAGCGCCCUGACCAGCCAUGCCCUCACGGACCCCCCAGCAGGAGAUUACAGUACCAUCCACAGUCCAUCAACGCCCAUUAAAGAUUCAGAAUCGGAUCGAUUGCGGCGUGCCUCGGAUGGAAAGUCACGUGGCCGAGGGAGAAGGAACAACAACCCUUCACCACCGCCUGAUUCUGACCUUGAGAGAGUGUUCAUCUGGGACCUGGAUGAGACCAUCAUCGUUUUCCAUUCCUUGCUCACAGGAUCUUACGCUAACAGAUACGGCCGGGGAAGGAGAGCUGUUUUGAGAGAGUCAUUCAGAGGUUCGGGAGGAAAGUUGUGUACGUCGUCGUGGGAGACGGAGUGGAAGAGGAGCAAGGCUCCAAAAAGAUUGACACACAGCUGGUGACUAUAGUGGAAGAGAAGAGGUCAUGA